CGGUCCAUGAAAAAUGAAGUCAUUCCAGUGAAGCCCAAAACUCGAAAGUGGAAAAAUACACUCCCGCUCACUUCGUCUUUUCGAAAUAUUUACGCUUCUGUGUCAGAGUAGGGUUACAGUUCAAUCUGGAUUAUUCAAAUUCAAUCCAGAAACUUGGAUGAUGACUGCCCAAAUUAGAGGCUCCGGCCCGGAGGAUCCGCUGGAGGGCUACUCGGGUCUAGCGCUGUUUCCUAGAACACUUGCCUCUAUUCCAAACGCUCCUAAGCCCUACGAUCUCCACGAUCUUCAUCACGUCCACAAUUUUCUUAAAUCCAUGACCUUACCAAGCCCAAAUAUGAUUUUGGAGGAGACAAAAGCCGUUGAAGAUAGUAGUUCAGGACUCGCUGGAUCUGGAGUCCCAAGUUAUUUAACAUCAAAGGACAAAAAUGAGCAUGCUGCUGCAAAGGGUACUGAAAACCCCCAAGAACGGAGACCUGCUUUAGGUCGCAAGCGAGCUCGGUUUUCUUUGAAGCCUUACUCGAGUCAGCCUACUGUGAAUUUGGAAACAAGUUUGGACAUUGAUAAACUGAAAGAUCCAGAAGAGUUUUUCUUGGCUUUUGAAAAGCUUGAGGAUGCAAGAAAGGAGUUACAAAAACAAACAGGUGGUGAUUUCGUGGACUUGAAUCCACAAAAUCCGUCAAUCGCUGCCCGGCCUCGUCGGCCAGGGAUUUUGGGGAGGUCGGUUAAAUACAAGCAUCGCUAUUCAGAUGCUCUGUCCUCUCAAGAAACUUUGUUGGAAGAGAGCAUUCUCAGUCCAUCUGGUUACAUUGUGCAACAAGAAAAAACCAAUCAAGACAAUGCAUCACUAGAAAGCGAGCUAGCUGAUGCAGCAUUGCAAGAAACUGAAUUAGCUGGUUCAAUAGCCAAGUCAGAAAAGAAGGUUAAUGACCUCUUGGAUGAAUUGCUGAGCGAUAAUUGUGGAGGGCUUGAUGGGGAUGAUCCAAUCUCUCUUUUACAAGAGCGCUUGCAGAUUAAACCAAUUGAUCUAGAGAAAUUACAUCUCCCUGAAUUGCAAGCUGUCCGAAGGAUCGAUUUAAAGGCUUCAGGAGCAAAAUUGCCCAAGCCUAGACAUGUAUUAUCAGACAUACAGAAUUUGUUAAAAGGAGUUAGCAGCAAAACCCCAAAAAAGCAUAAGCAGGCAGAAAGUCCUGUUUCAUCUUUAGCUUCUCCAACUCCAGCAAAGAGUCCACUGAGCUCAAUAAUAUCGUUGAAGCAACGUAUCUUGCUGUCAAAUUCACUGAGUGAUCCAUAUUUUCCUCAUGAUAUUGACCUGUCAACUGCUAAAAAUCAUCCUGCUUCUGAUAGUAUUGGAACAGAAGCUGAUAAGGUUAACAUGGAAAAGGAGUUGAGCACUUAUACUGAGGUGAAGUCUUCCAUGAUGGAAGAAAGUGACGCUGCAGACAUUAAUCUUGGUUUAUCUCAUGGGAUGACUGGAAAUGCUACUCAUUCAUCUGACAAAACGGUGAAUGAUAAUUUAACUAGACUUGGUUCUGGAGUUGGUGUAGUCUCAAUUGGAUCUCAUGCAUCUGUGGAAAAUGAGAACCAUAGUGGUUGCAUGGAGAUCAGGGUUGUUAAUGAGAUUUUGGCUAGGUCUGAUGCUGUAUCAGAUCCUCAGACAACUGGCCCAAAUGAAUUGGAUGACAAGGUACACGAGAAAGAUACACUGCAUGAGGCUGGAGAUUUUCUAUGCCCAGAUCUCAACAUGAAGGACUCAACUGUGGAAAUUCUGAACAGUAGUCAGAAUCAAGAGAAUCUUCCUGUAGUUGAAGACCGUGCAUCUGAUGGGCCCUCCAAUACUGCAGACACUGAUCCAGGACAGCACAAAGAGAAAACUCAAAUUGCUACUGAGGAGCCACUAAAUGAUCAAAACAAAGUGAAAGCACAUCCACUCAAAAAAAGCAACCGAGAAAAAGUUUCUCGUAGGAAAAGACUUGCAGGUCAAGCAAAUCAUCUUGUGGUCGAAGAACAUGCAAUGGAUGGGUCCUCCAAUACUGCAGAAACUGGUCCAGAAAAGCAUACCAAGGAAGUUCUAUCUACUGGGGAGCCACUGAAUCAGCAAAGCAAAGUAAUGUCGCGUCCAAGCAAAAAAAGCAGACGGGAUGAAAUUUCUCGUAGGGAAAGCCUUGCAGCCUCUGGUACGUUGUGGGAAUCUGGAAGAAGACGAAGCACCAGAAUUAAGUCAAGACCUCUGGAGUAUUGGAAAGGUGAAAGAUUUUUAUAUGGGCGCGUGCAUCAGAGUUUAACAACAGUUAUAGGGAUAAAAUAUGCAUCUCCAGGAACCAGUGAUGGUAAACCUACCGUCAAGGUGAAGUCUUAUGUCUCUGAUAAAUACAAAUAUUUAGUUGAUCUAGCCGCCAGGUUUUAAGAUGAUGAGUUGGCCUUCAUGCACUGGAUGGAACACUCAGUGGGGUGUCACAUGAUCUUAAGCUGAUGCUUACGGUUGUCUUGGUCAUUGUUUUGAGCUUGUACGAGUUUCAGGAUGUAAAAUGUCAAGCUUGCAUCAUCAACAACUUGAUUGAAUCAUUGUUUUCUCAGGUAGAAAUACUUCAUUUCUGCACGAUGUUCUUCCUGGAAUCUUUCAUGAUCUAUAUUCUAGGUAUCAAAGGUUACUCUCUGAACUUUAACUAAAUCAAACUUUGUAAUUGGAUUGUCAACAAGCCAAUCCUUUUCUAAAAACUUUGUAUUGAUGCCUGAAUAUGUCUCGUAAUUGCAUAACCUGUUGUGAA
Molecule: messenger RNA, 2765 nt
Organism: Mangifera indica (mango)
Lineage: Eukaryota; Viridiplantae; Streptophyta; Magnoliopsida; Sapindales; Anacardiaceae
Product: centromere protein C
Exons: 13
Coding region: 158-2404 (748 amino acids)
Biological process (GO): kinetochore assembly; spindle attachment to meiosis I kinetochore; attachment of mitotic spindle microtubules to kinetochore
Cellular component (GO): kinetochore
Molecular function (GO): centromeric DNA binding
Source: RefSeq, a predicted model, not a curated record